AUGCAUGCUGCCGUGGCCACCGCCAUCCUCUGCUGCCUCGCGGCCACCUUCUCCACCGCCGGGUAUGCGCCCGUGGCCCCGUUCCUCGUGCCCAGGACCCAGGACGUCAAGAUACUCCUCACCGCCCAGGGGGUCGGGAUGUUCCUGGCCCUGGUUCCGGCAGGGGUGGCAGUCGACAGAUUAGGCAGCAUACCCGUGCUGAAGUCGGGGGUUUCGAUAUUGUUCCUUGCGUGUCUUGUGUCAGCGCUGAGCGUCGACUUCUUCAUCCAGCUGGUUGGCCGGAUCCUGAGUGGUGCAGCUGCUUCUGUGAUGUUCAAUUCGGCAAUGGCGAUGGUGAUGGACUUCUUCGUGGAGCCGGAACGAGGGGCGAACCUUGGCAUGGUGCUAGGCAUAGGCACACUGGGCAAUGUCGCUGGACCUCCUAUUACUACAGGCCUCUUCGCAUUCUGCAAGGCACAUGGUACGCCGGAGCCGCAAGCGCUCCCGAUGCUCAUUCCUGCAGUUAUCGUCACUGUCGCUCUUCUGACUUUGCAGCGCAUACCACAGAGAGCCUCAGCGCUGGUCUCUGCGAAGACUCCUUUGGUCGAGGGGGGGAUCGAAGAUGAGAAAAAUCAAUCUGCAGAAGCCAGUAUCAAGCAGGGCACAGUGGCGUGCGCCACAUCAUUUUUCGGCCUCUACGGUGUUGGCGACUGUCGGGUCUGGGUGAUUGCCGCGGUGUUGUCACUUUUAUUUGGAACCAUGGCUGCAUUAAUGGGCGCAAGUUCUUUGGACAUGAAGGCUCGCGGCUACCAUGCCGCUGUAGUGGGGUUGACGGCGGUACCUGCUGGCGCUGCGCAAAUGGUAUUAGCCCGAGUGGGUGGCCGCUUUUGCGAGUCCCGUAGGAGUAGGAUGAUCGUGAUGGUGAUCGGUUCGUUAGGCUUGGCGGUCGGGCUUCUUCUGGUUGUGCUCGGUUCACGCUUCGCGCCGCUCGCUGCGAAGUAUGUCUCAGCCAUGCUCCUAGCCUCAAGUGCCAUGGCCUUCGUGGAUGCGGCCUCCAUCUCUGAGAUGGGGCACCUGGCAACAGAGUGGAACAUCGGAUACGGCCAGUCGGUGAUGGCCUCCGAGCUCGCGGUCACUCUCGGCCAGUCCUUGGGACCUUACGUCGGGAUUCUAAUUCUGGAGGCAGCCAGCUUUGACGCCCUCUGCUUAUCGGCGGCUGGCGCCGCUGUUUUUGUUGGCCUUGCCGGCAUCGGCAUAAUGCCAUCAUGA
Prorocentrum cordatum is the source of this 1248-nucleotide messenger RNA. Lineage: Eukaryota; Dinophyceae; Prorocentrales; Prorocentraceae. The record is from the annotation of a GenBank genome assembly.